GUGUCUCACCUGGGCGGCAUCCAGCACCUGGUUGACCUGCUCGACCACAAGGUGGCAGAGGUUCAGAAGAGCGCCUGCGGGGCCCUGAGGAACCUGGUGUACAGCAAGGCCACCGACAACAACAAGGUGGCGCUGAGGAACUGCGGCGGCGUGCCCGCGCUACUGCGACUCCUCCGUAAAACCACAGACAACGAAGUUCGCGAGCUGGUCACUGGUGUCCUGUGGAACCUCUCCUCGUGCGACGCAGUGAAGAUGACCAUCAUCCGUGACGCACUGAGCACGCUGACCAACACGGUCGUCAUCCCCCACUCGGGCUGGAGCACCGUCUCUCACCGCGACGAACACAAGGUCAAGUUCCAGUCGUCCCUGCUGCUGCGAAACACCACCGGCUGCCUGAG
Messenger RNA from Paralichthys olivaceus (Japanese flounder), 398 nucleotides. Lineage: Eukaryota; Metazoa; Chordata; Actinopteri; Pleuronectiformes; Paralichthyidae. The record is from RefSeq and is a predicted model, not a curated record.